ACUAAUAUUCUGGUGGCCAUAAUAUCAGAAUUCACCAGUGUAUAUAUACUUCCAUUCAUCUAUUGCUGGCUCAACGAAAAGUUCAGGAAUGGCGCGAAACAGUCGAUACAAAGCAUACGGCAAUGUGUUAUGAAAUGUAUUGAUGUGCCAAAGUCGAGGUCCGACGUAGGCCGACCUGGCUCAGCCAUUGAUUUAGAUACGGCUCAGACGGAAAAACUUGAUAUCGAGGACGACCCAGGCCCAAAUAGACACGACCUAAAUCGAGAUCACAAUAAGAUUGAGCUCAGACCUAAAGCCGAGGUCGGGAUCCGUGAUUUUGGGACCUCUGCACACCCGCACGUCAUUGACUGAUAUUCAAUAAAACCAAUAUCAAUAGACUUUUAUAGACGCUUAUAUAAUCUAUAUAUUGUUAUAUAUUAUAUAUUCUGUAUAUAUACGGGCAACUUAUUCCGAGUUUUUGCAUUAUUAGUAUAUCUGAGAACCAUAUGACACACAAUACGCAAUGCGAUACCCAAAGAAUAUUCUGUAAUAACCGAUAAAAUAAGUUAUUCUCGCGAUAAGAAUAGUAAUAACGUUAUUCUGGCGAUAAGUUUUACUUUUACAUCCAAAACACAUACAGAUAAAUUAUAUACGGUAUAUACAGUAAAGGAC
Oppiella nova is the source of this 651-nucleotide messenger RNA. NCBI's taxonomy places the organism in Eukaryota, Metazoa, Arthropoda, Arachnida, Sarcoptiformes, Oppiidae. The record is from the annotation of a GenBank genome assembly.